Quercus lobata is the source of this 755-nucleotide messenger RNA. Its product is annotated as elicitor-responsive protein 3-like. Lineage: Eukaryota; Viridiplantae; Streptophyta; Magnoliopsida; Fagales; Fagaceae. The transcript is spliced from 5 exons. Bases 52 to 660 code for a protein of 202 amino acids. The record is from RefSeq and is a predicted model, not a curated record.
AAUCUUCUGACUAUUGCUUUUCAAUUUCCCAGGUGAGUGAUCUCUCCAAACAUGCCACAAGGAACGCUUGAAGUUCUUCUCGUUACUGCCAAAGACCUCAACAACACCGAUUUUUUCUCCAAGAUGGAUCCCUUUGUCAUUCUAACUUGCCGGACUCAGGAACAGAGAAGCACUGUAUCAUCAGGUCAAGGAUCUGAACCACAAUGGAACGAGAACUUCGUUUUCACAAUCAGUGACGGUGCCUCAGAACUCAAUCUGAAGAUAAUGGACAAAGAUACUUUCACUAAGGAUGAUUUUGUAGGAGAAGCUACCAUUCCUUUAGAGCCAGUGUUCAUGGAAGGAAGUCUCCGGCCAACUGCAUACAGUGUUGUCAAGGACGGAGAAUAUUGUGGAGAAAUCAGAGUUGGCCUGACUUUCACCCCCGAGAGCGAGAGUUGUCAAGGACAGCGGUACUGUGAAGAGGAGGUGAACUAUGGUGGAUGGAAGGAACCAUCAAGGGAAGAGGAGACCUAUGGUGAAUGGAGAGAAUCCUCAAUGGAGGUGAAAUACGGUGGAUGGAAAGAAUCAUCAAGAGAAGAGAAAAGCUAUGGUGGAUGGAAAGAAUCAUCAAGGGAAGAGGAGAGUUAUGGGGGAUGGAAAGAAUCCACUUUCCAGGAUUGACCUUCCUACCAUUUUGCUAGUUUUUAUAAUACCUUAUGUUUUGCAGUGUGACUGUGUGAGGUUUGUUUAAAUUGAACCGGCUGAUGAUGGAAUGA